This is a messenger RNA of Penaeus chinensis, 3228 nucleotides long. It is a transcript of the gene vermilion, whose product is annotated as tryptophan 2,3-dioxygenase-like. The transcript is spliced from 8 exons. The record is from RefSeq and is a predicted model, not a curated record. The coding region runs from base 312 to 1640 and encodes 442 amino acids. Gene Ontology annotation, molecular function: L-tryptophan 2,3-dioxygenase activity; metal ion binding; heme binding. NCBI's taxonomy places the organism in Eukaryota, Metazoa, Arthropoda, Malacostraca, Decapoda, Penaeidae.
AAGGCGAGAUCAGUUCACAGUAAGACGUUCGCGGAGAAACACGUGCCUUCCGCGCUCCUCCUUCGUCUGGAUUAAGCCCCUUCUUUUUUUUCCUCGUCUGUGCGUGCCCGAUCUGACUUCCUCGUUCACUCCUUUGCCAGAGGGAGUCGGCACGGUUCUCUGCACUAGUUUUCGACGGAACUUUAAUUGCUGCCUGACCAAGCAGAUAUAUUGGCAGAUUGUGCCUUUUAUUUUACAUACAUAUUGUUUUCUGAUUCACUUAUUAUACUGACAAGACUAAUCGUCGAGGAAGAUACUUAGUUUUGUACAAUAUGAGCUGUCCAUACGCCAGGGAAAAUGGGGUGGACACAGCCCAGCAGGGGAAGAACCUCUUGGACUUCGGCGGAAUUACGUACACUUCUUACCUCCAGCUUCACAAGAUCCUCAAUGCGCAAACGAUGAUGUCGACGGAGGAUGGGACGCCCGUGCACGAUGAGCACCUCUUCAUCAUCAUUCAUCAAGCAUACGAGCUCUGGUUCAAGCAAAUCAUCUACGAGAUCGACUCAGUGAGGGAGAUCUUCAGUGAGGAGGAGGUGGACGAACACAAGAUGCUGGAGAUCGUCAAGAGAAUGCAACGAGUCACCUUGAUCCUGAAGCUGUGUGUCGACCAGUUCCUCAUUCUGGAAACUAUGACGCCUCUCGACUUCAUAGAAUUCCGAAACUACCUGUCACCGGCUUCAGGAUUUCAGAGUUAUCAGUUCAGAUUGCUCGAGAACAAAGUUGGGCUUCGAGGGGAUCUCCGCGUACGAUACAACCAGGAGAACUACAUGAAGGUAUUUGGAGACGAGCCCGAAGUCUGCAAAAACAUCAUGAAGUCCGAGGAGGAACCUUCCCUUCAGAACCUCGUGAGUCGCUGGCUGGAGCGGACACCGGGACUCGAGGAAAAGGGCUUCAAUUUCUGGACGAAAUACAAAAUGGCCGUGGACAGCAUUUUGAGACAAGAGUGCCGAGAGGCUGAGAGCGAAGAGUGCGAAAGCUUAAGAGGCCAUCUCAUCGACCAAAACAAGAGGCGACGAGAGCUAUUUGACAGCAUCUUCGACGCGAGGAUCCACAACGCACUCAUGGCACGCGGCGAGAGACGUCUCACGCACCGGGCCAUGCAGGGAGCUCUCAUGAUUUCCUUGUACAGGGAGGAAUCGCGGUUCAACCAGCCUCACCAGCUCCUUCAGCUUCUCAUGGAUGUUGACUCGCUCAUGACCAAGUGGCGAUACAGCCACGUGAUGUUAGUGCAGAGGAUGAUCGGUUCACAGCAGAUUGGCACUGGCGGGUCGUCAGGUUACCAGUACUUGCGUUCCACUCUUAGUGACCGUUACAAGGUGUUCAUCGAUCUGUUCAACCUGAGUACCUUCCUGCUGCCAAGAAACUGCAUCCCGCCCUUAACACGCCAGAUGAAGAACCGCCUCAGCAUCAUGGAGGAGGACCAGAAGGAGGACGAGAGCAAAGUCUCCUCUUCUGCGUUGCACUCGACCGCGAAGGCUUCCAACCCUCCUUCGGACUCGCCGUGCCCCCGUGAAAACGGAGAGGAAAAGGCGUCAUCAGAGAGUGACCUAGAAAAGAGUUUGGAAAAUAGUAUGGAAAGGUCCUGUGAAGCUUCGAUGUAGAGGUCGAAAUGGCAACGGUAUAACUAGGAAUUUUACAUAGAUGCGCCGUAGUGUUAGUUGGAUAUUGUUGGACUUGUCUUUGGCAGUACUUUUUUUUCGUUCUUUAUUUCUGUCAUUCCUUGAGAACUUGCUGUCUGAAUAAUGUGAUAAUGGUACAUAAACACCUUUCCAAUGGUUUUGGCAUGGUACAAAUGUCCAUUUUAUUGUAUGAAAAUGGAUAAUGUUUAUUUGACUUCGACAUGUACAUGCAUUUUAUAUAUAAAAUGUAUUAGCUACAGUAACUUAAGGUUUUAUUUAUAUAAAGGCAGUUGCUGUGGUGCUCUUUAUUUUGCAUUCAUACCAUGCAUUUCAUUUUGAUAAGCUCUCAGUAAUGGUAUGAUGUUUCUGCAUUUGACAAAAUGUGACUUUUACAAAAACUGUGGCUAUAACUCAUAACAAAUGAGCUUGUACCUUAAGUCUUGUGAAAAACCUAAUACCCAACAUUGCUUUUAAAAAGUGUCUAAAUAUCUGAUUUUGGGAACUCGUGUGGCAUAUGCAAGAUUAUUUUAAUCUUACAGGUGGGUAUUUCUGAUGUAGCUUACAUGUAUAUUUCUUACUAUAUUGUAUGUUUCAAGUGUUAGUAUAUACAAUAAGACCAUAUAUUUUCGAGGAAAAAAAAAACAAGACUGCUGUAUAGAUAUGUAGUGAAAGAUCAUUUAAAUAAAAAAGAUAUUUGUCUCAUGAAAAUGGCUCCCUUAAAUGCAAGAAGGACCCAAUCCAAAUUCGACAUUAUCAGUCUAUACGUGGUAGAGGUUUUUUGGCAAUUUCCGGAGCGCAAUGGUAGAUGGUGUGGCCAAAAAUACGCCCUCAACACAGCCAAUAUAACUAUACUUCGCAAAUCUCAGAAUAGAAAAAAAAUAUAUGUACUAGUAGUAACUUUAGUCUCUGAGGUAGACCCACUCAGAUUCACCAAGUCUCUUUUGUUAAACUAAUCUUAAAGGCUAUAAUUUUCGGUUAAAAGAUGGAAAAAAUAUAGGUAUAAUUUUAAAAAAUACAAAAGACAUGUAAACACAACAUUCUGUUUUCACAAAUGAUAUCUGAUUAAUAGGAGUCCCACAAAGUUGCCAAUUUUUCCUUUCAAGAGAAUAGACAGUGAGAAUAAGUCCCAUAUACAAAAGCACUGCAGGUUUCUUCUAAAUAUUUGCCUUAUGUUCAAGUGCAUUUUUUUUUUAUCAGAUCCCACUUAUUCUGUAUAUGUAGGUAUUUUCUAAUAACAGUACUUACUAACACCAAGGUAUUUCAUGUUGAAUUAUGAAAUAUUACCAUCUGCAAGAACGUUUUUAUACAGGAAAAUCUGAAGUUAGGAAGAGAAAAAGUACACAAUUAGCAACCCUGCUUUUGGUUUCAUAUUCAUAUUAUUUAAAUUAUGCUCAUUUCUUGAUUUUCAGUUUUCAGAUUAGAAAUAUUAUAUCGUUGGGUGAUUGAAUUGUAUCGAGUUAUUUUUUAACAUAAUUAUGAACUGUAUAUAUAAUCAAUAUUCGAACUGUACUGAACAUAACUUCACUUCAAGGCAAUUUGUCCACAUAAGUAUUUAAAACCAUACGAAUCA